Thyridium curvatum is the source of this 675-nucleotide messenger RNA. RefSeq lists its product as uncharacterized. The transcript has a single exon. Bases 1 to 675 code for a protein of 224 amino acids. The record is from RefSeq and is a predicted model, not a curated record. Lineage: Eukaryota; Fungi; Ascomycota; Sordariomycetes; Thyridiales; Thyridiaceae.
AUGGCGACCUCAGACCCAGCAUCCAAAGAGCGCACCAUGGCUCACAUGAACAAGGAGCACACAGAGGACCUUUCCCUCUAUCUGCGCCACUUCUCUGGGCUCUCCUCCUCGGCCGCCGCCGACAGCCCUCGCAUGACGGACAUUGACGAGCGGUCCAUGACCAUCGCCACGGCUUCCGGCAGCACCCACGUCAUCCCUUUCAGUCCCCCCAUGGCCAGCUGGACCGACCGACGCACUCGCCUUGUCGACAUGUCGAUGGAGGCACGCCAGGCGCUGGGGUUGAGCGGCGGCGCCAGAUUCAAGCGGCCCGCGGGUGCCGAUCUCAUCUCUUUCUUCGGCGUGCUCUUCUACUGGACCAGCUGGGGUGCCGUCCGCGCCGGCCUCGUGCAGCCGGGCACCGCCCCUUGGAGGCUCCUCGAGGCGGUGCGCUUCCCCGGCGGGCCGGCCAUGUUCACCUGGCUGACCCAGACCAUCUUUGUGCCGGUCGUUGCUAUUCACGUCGCCGAGGCUUGGUGGCUCGACCGCACCCGGCUGGCGCCUGCCGGCGUGAAGAGGCUCAGUGUGGAUUGGCUGCUGUGGAUGUCCAGUUGCUUUAUCGAGGGUGUGCCAUCCUUCUUGAGAUUUGACCGCAACUAUGGCGCAAAGAAGACGGGUAGUGACGUGCAAAAGCACUAG